AUGCCCCCUGUCGUUGGACGCGCAAGUACAACUUGGGUCCGAACUCUGCUCCGCAUGUCAACAUCCCAUUCCUCAAUGGCUCAACAUCAACCUCCGCGCCCGUCUGCGAGUUUGAUCGUUGUCAACAAACACAACGAGAUUCUACUCGUCCAACGCAAUCAUGCGGCGCGAUCUUUUGGUGGAAUGCACGUCUUUCCUGGGGGAAAUGUUGACAAGACACAAGAUCAAUCCCUGACAAUGACCGCAAUACGGGAAACAUUCGAGGAGUCUGGUUUGUUGCUAGCAUCGUCGGCUUCUGACACAACGGCAUUGAGUUCUUUGUCGGACUCUUUGCUGGAUGAAGCCCGGCAUGCGAUUCACCAACAGAAGCUCAACUUCCAAACCUUCCUCACGUCCCACGAUCUGAAAGCCGACCUGGGUUCAUUGUUGCCGUUUACCGAAUGGAUUACCCCUGUUGGUGCUCCUCGGAGGUUUCAUACACGCUUCUAUGUGGUCUUUCUUCCCGCUUCUCCAUCGUCUGGCUUUUCGUCUGGCGCGAAACAAGAUAGAAUCCCUAAACCUGAUGGAGGUCGCGAAGUUAUUGCAGCCCGCUUUCUCCACCCCAUCGAAGCUUUGACUGAGUUCCAAAAGGGCGAAAUCAGUUUUAUGCCGCCACAGUUCUACAUCUUGUCAACCCUCGCCGAUAUUCUUCAAGGGACCACCAAUACCCGAGAACAAAGAGCUUGCGUGGAGGCUCUUUCAAGUGGUUUAUUUGGACGUAUGGUGAUCAAUCCCCUUCGUCUGCGAGAAGACGAGGAUGGUCGCACGAUUCUGACUUACGAAGGUGAUGAGUCCCGAGGCGGACCGAACGGACGUCUUCAUCGAGUCUUUUUCAAGAUUGGAAAAGCUGGGGCCGUGAAUGAGAUGUCACUGGUUAGAAAUUUCGACAUAUUUUCGGAAAUAGACGCUCAGGCGCACAAUAUACCACCGAAACUCUGA
Messenger RNA from Laccaria bicolor S238N-H82, 978 nucleotides. RefSeq lists its product as uncharacterized. The record is from RefSeq and is a predicted model, not a curated record. Gene Ontology annotation, molecular function: hydrolase activity, acting on acid anhydrides, in phosphorus-containing anhydrides. Lineage: Eukaryota; Fungi; Basidiomycota; Agaricomycetes; Agaricales; Hydnangiaceae. Gene Ontology annotation, cellular component: mitochondrion. The transcript has 5 exons. Bases 1 to 978 code for a protein of 325 amino acids.